Messenger RNA from Penicillium manginii, 867 nucleotides. RefSeq lists its product as uncharacterized. The coding region runs from base 1 to 867 and encodes 288 amino acids. The transcript has a single exon. The record is from RefSeq and is a predicted model, not a curated record. NCBI's taxonomy places the organism in Eukaryota, Fungi, Ascomycota, Eurotiomycetes, Eurotiales, Aspergillaceae.
AUGGGCGACCUCCUCAGCUCACACUGGGCCCCAGGGGGAAACAAUACCAGAUCAAACCCAGCGCUCCGCCGCCCAUGCUCCGAAAACCCCAUCCGCAACACCACAACCUUCCCCUCACCCCGCAAACCAAGUCCAAAUCCAAGUCCACGCCCAAACCCACGCCAACAACCAACCCAACUCCCCGCCCACGAAGAACUAUCCCGCUUCAUGAAAAUCGUCUCCCGCCUCCGCUGGAAACUCCCCUUCCUAGCCGAAGCAUACAGACUAGCCACAAUUCCCGCCGAGCACAACACCUCCACCUCACCGGCAGACAUCGCCCACGCGCAAAUCAUGUUCAAGAUCGAUUUCCACGAAUACUACGCCCUCCUUGAACGCGCCAUCGUCCACUUACUCGCCAUCUUCAAUAUCAGCGUUUCCUCGCGCCGACCGGCCACCACAUCCGACGGCUUCGGCUUCGCCAAUGGCAACGGAACAGGAGCAGCAACACACCGCUACCACGCAAACGUUCUCCAAGCCCUAGAAGAAGAAACAACACCCCUAACCCCGGUCCUCGGCACCGGAAAACCCCUCGCCCUCCUCCGCCAAGCAAAACAGCUCCGCAACCGAUGGAAAACAGCCGACAUGACAGCCGAAGAGCAAGGGCGGGACCCGCAGUCCGACCGAGAUCGAAGUCGGGACGAGAUUCUGCCACUGUCGAGCUACAAUUUUGAGGAAAUUAUUAUGGGCAUUUUUGCCGGGUUGGAGGAGGGGUUUGUUAGGGCUAGAGCGCAUGUGGAGUUGUGUCGCAGGCCGGAGGAGGUGGAUGGGGAGGAGUCGGAGGCGGAUUGGGAGUUUAUGGUUGAUGCUAUGGAUUGGGAGGCUGUUUAG